GGAGGGAAGUGCUUCCAGAUGGCAUUCUGUAUGGCUCACGUGAAUCACAUUAUUCUGUUUUCAAAGCUGCACGAAUGUACAGGAUGGAAUGUGAAAAGGUCGACACUUUGGUCUCAGGUGAAAUUGAUUGCAAGGAUUUCAAAACUAAACUCCUUUGCCACAAGAGCAAGCCAGCAAUUAUCAACGUAAACAUUGGCACAACUGUUAAGGGAGCUGUUGAUGAUCUAGAUCUGGUUAUACAGACCCUCGAAGAAACAGGAUUCACACAUGACCGGUUCUACAUUCACUGCGAUGGGGCUCUAUUUGGUCUCAUGAUGCCUUUUGUAAAACGUGCACCGAAAGUUUCUUUCAAGAAGCCUAUAGGAAGCGUGAGUGUUUCUGGCCACAAGUUUGUGGGAUGCCCUAUGCCUUGUGGCGUUCAAAUAACAAGAUUGGAGCACAUUAAUGCCCUAUCAAGGAACGUGGAGUAUCUUGCUUCUAGAGAUGCAACUAUUAUGGGAAGCAGAAAUGGCCAUGCACCAAUCUUCCUCUGGUACACCUUAAACCAGAAAGGGUACAGAGGGUUCCAGAAAGAAGUACAAAAAUGCCUCAGGAAUGCACACUACUUGAAGGACCGCCUCAUAGCAGCUGGCAUUGGAGCAAUGCUCAACGAACUCAGCAGCACAGUUGUGUUUGAGCGCCCACAAGAUGAGGAGUUUGUUCGCAAGUGGCAGCUCGCUUGCCAAAGGAACAUUGCACAUGUGGUGGUCAUGCCCAACAUUACCGUCGAUAAGCUUGAUGAUUUCUUGACCGAACUGAUUGAGAAACGUGCCACUUGGUAUCAGGAUGGGAGGCUUCAAUCUCCUUGUGUUGCUUCAGAUAUAGGUAAGGAAAACUGUCUUUGUGCACUACACAAGUGACAAGUGAUGGAUGUUGUGCUUUCACAGUUCCUGUAUGGCCUCUGUUGUUUUGUCUGUAUUAGAAGACUUUGUUCUAAUCUGCUCCUUUACUAUGAUACUUUGGGCCUCAUAUUCUUAUCCAUUACGUGCUUUGUUCUGUUGAGCUUUUUGAAUUCUGAAAUAUGCUAGGUGAGAUCUGAUCUUACUUUCUCUAGAGAAUGUAGAGUCAAAAGACAGAUGUAAUAAAGUUUCAUCAACUUGUUUGCAGAGCACACAAUUAAAGCAUUAUCAAUAUCCCUUGCAUCCC
This is a messenger RNA of Camellia sinensis, 1185 nucleotides long. NCBI's taxonomy places the organism in Eukaryota, Viridiplantae, Streptophyta, Magnoliopsida, Ericales, Theaceae. The record is from RefSeq and is a predicted model, not a curated record.